Molecule: messenger RNA, 900 nt
Organism: Pimephales promelas (fathead minnow)
Lineage: Eukaryota; Metazoa; Chordata; Actinopteri; Cypriniformes; Leuciscidae
Gene: gpx4b
Product: glutathione peroxidase 4b
Biological process (GO): response to oxidative stress
Cellular component (GO): mitochondrion; nucleus
Molecular function (GO): phospholipid-hydroperoxide glutathione peroxidase activity; glutathione peroxidase activity
Source: RefSeq, a predicted model, not a curated record
UCCUUCCACUAAAUGGGCGGAGUCUCGUGUAUCAGCGCUAGUAUGUGGUUAUAUCAGAGAGCGCUGUUGAUCGGCGCACUGGGCAGCAAGAGCUUGACUAGAGCCAUGUGUGCCCAAGCCAAUGACUGGAAGUCUGCCAAAUCCAUCUACGAUUUCUCAGCUAAAGACAUCGAUGGAGAGGAAGUGUCUCUGGAGAAAUACAGGGGUUACGUGUGUAUUAUCACUAACGUAGCCUCCAAAUGAGGAAAGACUCCUGUAAACUACACUCAGUUUGCGGCCAUGCACGCCACGUACGCUGAGAAAGGUUUACGCAUCAUGGGCUUUCCCUGCAACCAGUUUGGAAAGCAGGAGCCCGGGACAGAAGCGGACAUAAAGGAGUUUGCUAAAGGCUACAACGCAGAGUUCGAUCUCUUCAGCAAGAUCGAGGUGAACGGAGACGGCGCUCAUCCUCUCUGGAAAUGGAUGAAAGAGCAGCCCAAAGGCAAGGGAACUCUGGGAAACGCCAUCAAAUGGAAUUUCACUAAGUUCCUCAUCAAUAAAGAAGGUCGGGUCGUGAAGAGGUACGGGCCGAAUGAAGAUCCCAGCGCUGUUGAAAAGGAUCUGCCUGCAUACCUGUAGCCAUCCGGAUCAAACCCGAUCUCCGCGUGUGUGUGUGUGUGUGUGUGGCACUCGUCUCCUCUCUGGCCUCGACUGGACGUCGGCAGGGUGAAGCCCAGAUCUGUGACGGCCGUUCCUCAAGCCUGUGUUCAGGAGGGGACGGCCUGAUGGCCUCCGGCGUGCAAAUCCUCUGGGAUCGACCCGAUGACGUCCAGACGCGCUCCAGAGACGAGAUCGGUGCUGAAGAUCUCACACGUGCUCCUAAAGAACGUUUACAUGAUAUUAAACCGUAGCGUCACAACA